AUGGCGCCCCAAGACACAUUCUUCGACGAGGAGGAAGAUACCUGCCCGCUAUGCAUCGAGGAGUUCGACCUGUCAGAUCGGAAUUUCCGACCGUGCCCAUGCGGCUACCAGGUGUGCCAGUUUUGCUUCAACAACAUCAAGAACAACAUGAACGGCCUGUGUCCCGCUUGCCGCAGACCUUACGAUGAGAAGACGAUAGAGUGGAAGGUCGUCACUCAAGAAGAGGUCGCCCAGUUCAGAGCCAACAUCCAAAAGAAUCAGAAGAAGCGAGCUCAAGAACAAAGACAGAAGGAGGUUCAAAAACGCGAGGCCGAAAAGGAGAACCGCAAGAACCUCGUCGGCGUGCGGGUCGUUCAGAAGAACCUGGUUUACGUGACCGGUCUGACACCUACAGUGCGAGAGGACGAGCUGCUCAAGACGCUGCGCAAGCCCGAAUUCUUUGGCCAGUACGGCAACAUUCAGAAGAUUUCGAUCAGCAACCGAAAGAGCCAGGACGGCCAAAACCAAUCACUCGGCAUUUACGUGACGUUCGAGAAGAAGGAGGACGCACAACGGUGCAUCCAGGCCGUCAACGGAUCCCAGAACGGCGACCGUGUGCUUAGAGCUCAGCUCGGUACGACCAAGUACUGCUCCGCCUGGCUGCGACACGAGCAGUGCACAAACAGACAAUGCAUGUUCCUGCACGAGCUCGGCGACGAGGAGGACAGCUACACUCGGCAGGACCUAUCAUCGAUGAACAGCAUCAGCUCGCAAACGCAGCGGCCCCUGGCUAGUGGAUCAUCAAACAGCGGUGGAAACAGCGGUGGCGGCCCCUCGCGGUCUGCUUCUCGACAGCAAAACACCCCCGCUCCCACCAUGUCGCAACCCAUGGCACGCUCGUCGAGUAAAGAGGGAUCCGAAAACGGCGGUGAUGGCUCGGCGCUUCCCUCGUCGGCUAACUGGGCCAGGAAUCCUCAGCGCAGUCGCAGAGGAAGCCACGCCACGAGCGGUGCCGCCUCUAGUCCCGCCAUCUCGACAUCGCUCCCCGCAACCGCCGAGGCAGUACCGGAGGCCAUUGAUGAGACGCCGUCAAGAAAGGAGACCCCCGCACCCCCGACUGAGAGCAAGGCACCAAUGGUGGCGCCCAAGGCUGAGAUUAAGAAGCCAAACAGCCUUCCCGAGACGGUGCUCAAGACGCUCCUCAUGGCCAUGCAAGGAUGCCCGUUCACCUAUCACGCCCCCGACACGAAUUCGCUCGAGACGAUUUACCCGCCCAUGUUCGAUCUCCGUGGUGGCGAGAAGCGCCGAGCGAUGCGCGAGGAGGAGGAGUCACGCCUUGGUGUCGAGGAGCAGCAGAGCGAGGCACAGGAGCCUUCUGAGGGUGAGCCUGAGACCGGCGGUAGCCUCGCCCUCGGCGGCGAGCCCGAAGACCGUGACGUCAGCAGAGAGGCGGCGUUUGAGCAGCGCAGACCCGGUACGCAGCCUCCGAUUCAGCGCACCAACACCGACGGCCUGUUUGGCCCGGCGCUCGGCUCGGCUUUCGGCCAGGCCUCUGUCACUUCUGGUUCUGUUGCCGGCAGCCGUUCCAUGACCCCCCAGCAGCAGCUCUUCAUCCGCUCCCAGAACGGCUUUGGCGAUCACCUGCCGCCUGGUAUCGCCACCGUACAGCCUUCGGUGCAGCAGCAGCAACAGCAGCAGCAGCAAGGAGGCAACGGCCACAACAGACAGGGAUCGAGGUUCAGCUUUGCUAACGACAGCGCGGGCACGUCCGCUUCGGUCAAGGUGGCCGCCAACCCUCGCAUCAUGGCGCAGCAGACGGCCAUGAUGCCUUCGACAUUCCCAACGCAGCCCGGCAGCCAGUACUAUGCGUCGUCCAUGCCCGGCCCUCCUCCGGGCCUCAAGUCGACGGGCACUCCGCCAAGCAUGUUUGGACAGGGCCACUCGUUCGGUGGCAGCUUCAAUCAGUCCAAGGAUUCUGCCGAGCUUCUUCAGACGUUGAUCCGGGGCCGAGGAGCCAAUGGUCAGGGCCAUGAUGCUGCUCCUGCUUCGGGCCUCCUGGCGUCGCUCUACGGUAACCAGCCUGGAGCAUUCCAAGACUUCGGUCCCAAGCAGAAGAAGAAGGGGAAGAAGCACAGACAUGCUAACACUUCCUCCUCUGGGGGAGGUGGCCUAGUUGAUCUUGCGGACCCGAGUAUCCUGCAAGCGAGAAUGCAACACCAGUCGCAGAGCAACGCCGGAGUCGGACAGGGACUGUUCGGUGGUCAGAGCCAAGAUGACGAGCUGCUUUCACUCGACGAAGCCACCUUUUCGGUUGAUGCGUUGGUGUCUGAUGACCCCAUGCCACCUUAUGGAGGGCUCUCAAGGCCCACGGUACCGACGCCUCCAGGUCUCGGGACUCCCGCAAGGUUGGCGUCGCCGGCGCCACGCCAGGCACCGAUUCCUGCCGUUCCUCUUACGCCGGGCGCUCCGACCGCUCCCAAGGCCACGCCCACGAUGGCCAACGUCGUUCGGGCAGCCACACCCGACGUCAAGCCUCGCAAGAAUGCCCCUGGCUCAGAGGCCAAGAAGAACAUCAAGGCUCUGGCCGUUGAGAGUGGGCUGUCAAAGGAUAUCGCCUCUCAGGGUUCCCCGUCCAAGGGCAAGACUCUUCUCCAGGAGGAAGACUUUCCCGCUCUGGAUGCCAUCAAGGCGAGCGCUGCUAAGGCCAACGCUCAACGACCCGGCACGCCGGCCAAGUCUGUCGUCUCGACGCCGAAGAUCGCCCCAGCGAGCAUCAAGAAGCCCCACGCAGAGCCUCCCGCGCCUGCUGCAGAGCCUCCCACCCCGACGCCCAAGGCGGCAGAGAAGAAGCCAGUGCCGGGCAUCUUGAACAUUGCCGCCGCCACAAAGGUUGCCCAGACCAAGCCCGCAGAGUCUGCAAAGUCUGCAUCGACGGAGCAAGACUCGGCUGCAUUCCCAGCCCUGCCAACCCCCACAACAGCCGUCGCUUCGCCCAUCACGAGAACCGCACCCAAGACGUUGCGGGUCGUUCCUACACCCAAGACCGAAGUUCCGCCUCCGCUGGUUUCAGGUGCCAUCUCCGCCGCCGCCAGAGCCGUUUCCACCGCCUCUGGUCGACCUGGAACCCCUGCGAGCGAGGCCAUCAGUGACAGCGCGUCCAUCGUGUCCACGUCCGUCUCUGUAUCUCGAACCAGCUCGCCCCCUCCGUCCAGAGUCGGUGCUGCUCCUGUGCGCACAGCUACAAAAAGCCAACAGCGCAAACAACGCAAGGAGGCUCACAAGGAGCAGUCCGCGGCCGUCGCCGAGGCGGCGAAGCAGGCGGAGCCAGAGGAGAUUGCGCCCAUUCUCGGCCGCAAGAAGAAGCAGAAGAAGGAGAAGCCGGUCAACACGACUGCUGCCGCCAAGAAGGCUGCGGAGCGUGCUGCCCAACCCCCGGCGCCCCCCAAGAAGGAGGAGCCUCCCGUCCCCAAGCCUCCCAUCGAGCGGACGGUCGUCGACCUGCCUCCUCCCAAGGGCAAGGCCGCCAAAGCCGCCCUCAAGAUUGCCAAGGCUGCAGAGGAGAAGGGCAAGGCCAAGGAAGCUGCUGCUGUUGCUGCUGCCUCUCCAGUUACACCUCCUGCUACUGCCGCGCCAGAGGAGUCCCAGGACAUGGCUGAGAACCCCAAGACCAUCCCCGAGGUUGUCUAUGACGACCUUGUCAGCAGCGGUGAAGCUCCUCCUGAGGAGGUUCUCAGUUUGCUGAGACCCUUUAUUGAGCAGAACAUCCGUCUCGACCGCGCGCACGCUGCCCAAGGAACCAACCCGCCUCCUUCCACUACAACAAAGGGUAUUGUGAACGACGCAGACCACGCCGUGCUCCUGUCCGGGCAGCCGGUGCGCAAGGUGAUUGAGGGUCAACGCGUGCUCAUCACCCCCAAUGGUGACUGUGUCCGCAACCUGACCGAAGAAGAGGAGGAGAAGUACCUCGAGCUCCAGAAGAGCAUUGCUGAGACCAGCGACCAGCCUGACAGCUUCGUCGCGCCCCGCCACCAGACUCGCCCUGGCGGCUUCUCCCUCAUCAAGGGUCGCGCGGUGCCCAACGGAGCGCCGUCCUACUUCCCCCCUCCCCCCACCUCCCACAAGAUGUUCUCUGACGACCCCGUGAACAAGAUCCAGCGCGAGGAAGCCAUCAGCUACAUCAACCAAUACGUCCUGCCUCGCCUCAACCUCGGCAACACCAACCUGUUCCCCGGCAGCUGGAAGUCGGCCCCGGGUGCCAAGGACGCUCUCUCUGCGCGCGAGACCGCCGCCCAGAGCCUCAACUCGCUGGCCCCUUACAUUUACGGACACGACGCUGCCGCCGGCGCGGGCAUCUACUCUGCUGAGAGUGGCGGUUCCGGCAAGGACAUCCCCGAGGACGAGACGCCGUUCGGAGGCCUCGAAUCCCCGCACCACGCCGUCGCCCCCAUGCCCAACAUCUCCGUGUCCGCUGCCUCCGCGUCUGCCGCCGCCGCCGCUGCCGCGCAGGCCCACGCCCAGCACAGCUCUCACCCCAAGCUCCCCGGCACCCCCCUCAACAGCAUGACUCUCAUGAGCGUCGAGGAUGCCGAGGCCGCCCUCGCCCUGGCGCGCAAGGAGACCGAAAAGCUGGAGAAGAAUCUCAACCAGGCCAUCAAGCGCAACCGCAGAAUUCUGCUCGGAAGCAGAUGA
This is a messenger RNA of Colletotrichum gloeosporioides, 4668 nucleotides long. RefSeq names its product putative general negative regulator of transcription C16C9.04c. Gene Ontology annotation, cellular component: CCR4-NOT complex. The transcript has 6 exons. The record is from RefSeq and is a predicted model, not a curated record. NCBI's taxonomy places the organism in Eukaryota, Fungi, Ascomycota, Sordariomycetes, Glomerellales, Glomerellaceae. Gene Ontology annotation, biological process: protein ubiquitination. Bases 1 to 4668 code for a protein of 1555 amino acids. Gene Ontology annotation, molecular function: RNA binding; ubiquitin-protein transferase activity.